This is a messenger RNA of Oldenlandia corymbosa var. corymbosa, 1572 nucleotides long. The record is from the annotation of a GenBank genome assembly. Lineage: Eukaryota; Viridiplantae; Streptophyta; Magnoliopsida; Gentianales; Rubiaceae.
AUGCUCCCGACGACCUCCAACUCCACCACCACAUCGUCGUCGGAGCAUCACCAUGCUUUCAAGAAACCAAUUAAACCUCACAAUCAAGACCACCACCACCUCCUCACCAAGAACAUCUUCAGUUUAUUCCAGACCCACAUCGUUUCCGACACUCGAUUUUGGCUCUUGACCGCCUUUAUCUUCCUCCAAGCCCUUAUCCUUUUCAUUACCCGUUCUUCCCCGCCUUCCCUUUCUCCGCCGCAUAACGGCGGUCCGGUUAGAGCAGAUCACGGCCACCUAUUUUCCCAUUUCGCCAACUCUACCACCAAUUGGCAUUCCAAAUACGAUGACCCGGAAUGUGGGUCCGGCCGGGUCUACGUCUACGACCUUCCUUCCAUGUUUACCAAGGACUUGGUGUUGUACGAGUGCGACGAUCUUCAGCAGUGGAGAUGGCAAUGCGGCAUCGGGACCAACGACGGUUACGGGAAGGAAGCGUCGGAGCUCGCCGGAAUCGUGCCGGAUCAUUUCCUACCGGCUUGGUACAGAACCAACCAAUUCUCUCUGGAGUUAAUCUUCCACCAACGGAUUUUAAAUUACAAGUGCAGGACUCUGGACCCGGAAUCUGCGACGGCGUAUUACAUACCCUUCUACGCCGGACUCGCCGUGGCGAAGUAUCUCUGGAUCGACGACAUUCCCAAGCGGGAUUAUCACUGCAAUAAACUGCUGGAGUGGGUGCAGAAUAAAACGUAUUGGAAGAAAAGAAACGGCUCAGAUCACUUCAUCGUUAUAGGCCGCAUCGCGUGGGAUUUCCGGCGUUGGACUGAGCCGGGGAAGAAGUGGGGUUCCAGUUUUCUGAAUCAGCCGGCUAUGGAGAAAGUCACGCGCUUCACUCUGGAGAAACCCGAUGGGAUCUACGAAGACCUCAGUAUACCUUACCCCACAGGAUUCCACCCCCAAUCCAGAUCUCAGCUACAACAAUGGCAAGACUUCGUCCGCCGGCAGAACCGUACGAGUUUAUUCAGCUACGUCGGAGCUUCCCACGGCGGAAGCUUGGACAAUGAUUUCAGGUCAAUGCUACUUAAUUACUGCUACAACGAAACGGGGUGCCACGUGGUGGACUGUGCGCAGACGGCCUGCAACAAUGGUUCUGCUGUGUUGUUAAAGGCUUACUUGAGCUCCCAUUUCUGUUUACAGCCCAAAGGCGAUAGUUAUACGAGGCGUGGGGUGUUCGAUUGCAUGGUGGCCGGGUCGAUCCCGGUUUUCUUCUGGAACCGGACGGCGUAUGAUCAGUACCAGUGGUUCUUGCCGCAGAAAUUCAAGAGUUAUUCGGUGUUCAUCGACCAUGAGGAUGUGCUAAAAGGUCUGUCGAUAAGGAAAGUUUUGGAAGGUUACAGCAAGAAAAAAUUGAUGAAGAUGCGAGAGAAAGUAAUCGAGACUAUACCAAACAUUGUGUUUUCAAGACCCAGUAAUAAGUCGGAGAUCAUAGGAGAUGCAUUUGAUAUAGCAGUAGAAGGGGUUUUGGGGAGGUUCAAAUAUGAAAAAAUGUGGGAUGAAGAGUGGAAAGAUGAUGAGGAUGACAUACUCACAAGGUGA